Molecule: messenger RNA, 629 nt
Organism: Drosophila kikkawai
Lineage: Eukaryota; Metazoa; Arthropoda; Insecta; Diptera; Drosophilidae
Gene: Sws1
Product: SWIM domain containing Srs2 interacting protein 1
Source: RefSeq, a predicted model, not a curated record
AGUGUAUUACAGUUGAACAGCUGUUUUUUGGCGGCACGAAUUGUGGAUUUUUGUUAUUAAGUUCAUUUUGAAUAAACAAUCGAUUAAAGGACAUGGUUUGAAUGGCAGAAAGCUUGGAGAACCUCUCGCAGUGCUUCCUUCCACAACUGGUUGACCAAAUCUUUGAAAAUCAUCAAAAACACGUCUCUGGAAGCCAAACAAAAGAGGAAGAACGUGGACAACUGUUUUACGACCUCUCACGGCUGCUGGGCGAGGAGCUGGUGGAGCGUUCACUGCAUCUCCUGGACAGCUAUAGCUUCGUCUACUACCGUGCUGGAGGCCACCGCAACCUCUGCGUGGUGGAACUGUGCAAGGGAACGGAGGUUUUCCGGCUGCUGCCGCGAAUCAACUACUGCAAGUGCGACUUCUUCCAGAGCCAUGUGCUGCAGCUGCCCAGAGGCAUCCUCUACCACGACAUUCCCAGCUGUCAGCAGCGGUAUUUAGAGGAUUGGAGCGAGGAGAGCCGGGCAAGCUACACCUGCCCACACAUACUGUCCCUGCGGUUCCACCAGUUGCUGAAGCCCAGCACCGAGCAGGUCAUUAAGCCGGAUCAGUUGAGGCAGCUGUACGACGAAAUAUUCCGCGACUGA